AGGAGCUCAGCGAGCCUGGCAAGAGUCCUCCCCGCUACAGACGAGCUCGUUUAAGCCAAGCGGCAGGCAGGGCGCAGCGUUACCAUGGUCUUCUCCAUCCCGCCGACACAUUCCUGGCCGGUCCGUUUCAUUUCCGCGAUCAGCUUCGACAGAGUGUGCGAGCGUGAGGGACCUCGUAGCUGGAGCACAGAAUGCACGGGGGAAGAAGAGGACUGGUGGCGCCGCAGAACACUUUUUUGGAGAACAUCGUCCGACGCUCAAGCGAGACCAGUUUUCUCCUGGGUAAUGCUCAGAUCGUUGAGUGGCCUAUAGUGUACAGUAAUGACGGAUUCUGCAAACUGUCUGGCUACCACAGGGCUGAGGUCAUGCAGAAGAGCAGUACCUGUAGUUUUAUGUACGGUGAACUGACAGACAAGAAGACAAUAGACAAAGUCAGACAGACUUUUGACAACUAUGAGUCCAAUUGCUUUGAAGUUCUGCUCUAUAAGAAGAACAGAAGUCCAGUUUGGCUAUACAUGCAGGUGGCCCCGAUCAGGAACGAAAACGAUAAAGUGGUUUUGUUCCUCUGCACCUUCAAGGACAUAACUGUCUUCAAACAACCAAUUGAGGAUGAGACCACCAAAGGAUGGACCAAAUUUGCAAGACUAACCAGAGCACUGACCAACAGCCGUGGCACAAUCCAGCAACUCACACCAUUAAACAAAACUGAAGUGAGCCAUAAGCACUCUCGACUGGCUGAGGCUCUUCAGUUAGGCUCAGACAUCCUCCCGCAAUACAAGCAAGAGGCUCCUAAAACUCCCCCUCAUAUCAUCCUGCACUACUGCACCUUCAAGACCACAUGGGACUGGGUCAUCCUUAUCCUCACUUUCUAUACUGCCAUCAUGGUGCCAUAUAACGUCUCUUUUAAGACCAAACAGAACAACCUGGCCUGGCUGGUGGUGGACAGUGUGGUGGAUGUCAUUUUCCUAGUGGAUAUUGUGCUUAACUUUCACACCACCUUUGUGGGGCCUGGUGGAGAGGUCAUAUCAGAUCCUAAACUCAUACGCAUGAACUACCUAAAAACCUGGUUUGUCAUAGACCUGCUCUCCUGCCUGCCAUAUGACAUCAUCAACGCGUUUGAGAAUGUUGAUGAGGACUCCAUCUCUGACUCCUCUGCAGUGGGCCACAUACCAUCAGCACGGAACGGCACACGCACAGAAGAUUCUUUGCUGCCGGGUCUCAGCAGCCUUUUCAGCUCACUCAAAGUGGUACGUUUGCUGCGUCUGGGCCGAGUGGCUCGUAAGCUGGACCAUUAUCUGGAGUAUGGCGCUGCUGUUCUAGUUCUCCUUGUCUGCGUAUUUGGCUUGGUGGCUCAUUGGUUGGCCUGUAUCUGGUACAGCAUCGGUGAUUACGAGGUCAUUGAUGAAGUCACAAACACCAUUAAAACAGACAGCUGGCUCUAUCAGCUAGCAGUCAGUAUCGGUACACCAUAUCGGUAUAAUUCCAGUGGAUCAGGUCAGUGGGAAGGAGGACCCAGUAAGGACACCCUCUACAUAUCAUCACUCUACUUCACAAUGACCAGCCUGACUACUAUUGGGUUCGGCAACAUCGCUCCUACUACGGAUGGCGAGAAAAUCUUCUCUGUGGCCAUGAUGAUGGUGGGCUCUCUCCUGUAUGCCACCAUCUUUGGAAAUGUGACCACAAUCUUCCAGCAGAUGUAUACGAAUACAAACCGCUACCACGAGAUGCUGAACAAUGUCCGGGACUUUCUGAAGCUCUAUCAGGUGCCCAAAGGCUUGAGUGAAAGAGUAAUGGACUACAUUGUCUCCACCUGGGCCAUGUCAAAAGGCAUCGACACAGAGAAGGUGCUGUCUAUAUGCCCGAAAGACAUGCGGGCGGACAUUUGCGUUCACCUAAAUCGGCAGGUGUUUAAUGAGCAUCCUGCCUUCCGACUAGCAAGUGACGGCUGUCUGCGCUCUUUGGCUGUGGAGUUCCAGACCACACAUUGCGCCGGAGACCUCAUCUUCCACGCUGGAGAGAGUGUUGACACGCUAUGCUUUGUGGUGUCUGGCUCGCUUGAGGUCAUUCAGGAUGAUGAGGUUAUUGCCAUUCUCGGUAAGGGCGAUGUGUUUGGUGAUGUGUUCUGGAAAGAGACCACUCUUGCACAUGCAUGCGCCAACGUACGGGCACUGACUUACUGUGACCUGCAUGUGAUCAAGAGAGAAGCGCUGCUCAAGGUGCUGGAAUUCUACACAGCGUUCGCCAACUCUUUCUCACGUAACCUCAUCCUUACCUGCAACCUCCGGAAGCGGAUCGUCUUCCGUAAAAUUGCGGAUGUGAAGAAGGAGGAGGAGGAGAGGAGACACCAGAAAAAUGAGGUCACACUCUCUAUUCCUGUGGACCAUCCCGUCCGCAAACUCUUCCAGAAGUUCAAACAGCAGAAAGAGAUGAGAGCACAUGGGUCAAUGCUGCCUGACCAGCUGCAUGUGGAACACCAGCUUCAUCCACUGUCCCACCACCACCGCCAUCAGCAGCAUCAUUAUCCUCAGCCACAAUACCAGGUGCACCACCCACUCCAUCAUCACCAUGGACCCUCUAUGCAAAAUGGGACUCCUGGUUUAGGUGGAGGUAAUGGAAAUGGUGGUUCCACUGUUGUGACUGUUUCACAAAUAACCCCAGUUCAGAGUUCUUUGGCAUAUGUUCAAACAGAGGACUCCAGUGGCAGAGCCUGCCAUGAGGCAAUGGAACUUAAACCCAGCCUCAGUGUGGUUGACCAGAACUGUCUAAAAUUCACUAGUCCUGCCCUAACCAGGGGUGGUGGUGGAGGACGGGGAUGGAUGCGUCUCAGGAACACAGAAAGUGGAGUCUCACUCCCUCCUCCAUCUAACUCAGAUUGGCAAAAGAAAGAGGAGGAGUGGGGAGAUGUUACCCAGCUCAUUAAACUGCCCCCAGAAGAUUCCAAAAGCCAGGCAGCUGGGGGGAAAGAACCCAUGACAGGUAAUUCAGACAGAAAUGGGAGUGACAGUGGAAAUGGGGGCACUGAAGGAGCAGAUGAGAAGAGUGCACUACACAAGACUGAUUCUUGUGACAGCGGUAUUACCAAAAGUGACUUACGCAUUGACAGGGUAGGCGACUCUCUUAGCCCCAUGGAGCGGAGUCCAUUUGAGCAACCUAGCCCUGGAGUAGGGGCCUUGACUGCAAAAGGUCUUUCUUUCCUACCUGUGCCUGAGCAGACUCUGCUUCAAAGCACCUUGCAGGAGGCUAAGAUGGAACUUAAAGAAGACAUCCAGACCCUGAGUGGUCGUCUGUCUAACCUAGAGGCCCAGGUGGGAGAGAUUUUAAGACUGCUUUCAGAGCAGAGAAGAUCAAGCCCUUCAUCACAGACUUCAACCCCCAAAAACCAACUCAAAUGCCAGGACAUUUUCAUUGUCUCAAGACCUGUUACUCCGGAAGCAGACAGAGACGAUGGGCCUUUUUAAAAUCAAGAGAGAAACAUUUAUUUAUUUAUUUAUUUAUUAAUUUAUUUUAAAUAGGUUGGUGGGUUUUAUUUAUAAUGUUACCUCUUCUCAAUAAGAAAAAAAUAAUUUCUACUGUAAAUAGAUGCAUGUCCAGCUGGAAUCUGGCCUGCCAAUGAAGUCUACUUGAAGAAUAGUAAUUGCUUGUACAUUUAUGAUUGCAUGCAAAAUUAUUUCAAACAUAAUUUUUUUAUACUUACCCCAUGUGCUGGACUAUCUCUUGACCGACUAAUAUUUCAGGGCAUUUAUCUUCAAGAGCAGAAGCACUGCACGGUGCACACAGGAGCUCUGUGGCUGUAAUGAAGGCUUGGUGUGGUUUUUAGUAGCACUGCUUGAACAAAACACCUCUGCAGACUUACUUAAAUAUUUUCAUAUUUUCACAAUUUUUUCCCUACACGUCCCCAUGUCUUGUUCAUUUCAAGUUUGUCUGACACCCUACAAAUCAUAGCAUGCAGACUGUAGAUGGCAUUUCAAACGAGAUUAUUUAUCAUGUGAAAUAGAAACAAAAAAAUAUAUGUAGCUCUUAUUUUUCUCAACCUAUACCCAUAAAGCAAUAUUUUCAUGUUUAAUUGAGCAUUUGAAUUUGACACAGACAGUAUGCGAGAUGGGUGGGUAAAUGCUUUGGUUAGAUGUGAGUGCAUGCUGGAUUUGUAAUAUUAACUGGCAUGAAAGGGACAGCUAGGCCAUCAUUUAGUUAAAAUAUUAAAAUACAUAACUUCAGUGUGGGCUACAUUUUGGACGGCGUCUUAGAUGUCUUAGAAGCAUGAACAUACCCAUGUCUAUAUAAUCAUAAGCAUGAACAUAAUUCUCCAGCAUGGGUAAUUGGUCCUUUUGUUACAUUGAUGUAAACAUUGAAGAUGUUAAAUUGGUAAAUGGAGCUAUACUCCUCUUUAUUUCCUAUUUUAUUUGCUCCAUUACAUAAAAAAUAAUCUGGAAAGCUCUAACAAUGAAAACUACAUAUAUUUUUUGGUGAUGUAUCUGAAGAAGGCACUAAGGAAAGAUAUAGCAAUAUUGGCAUUAUCUUCAUUUAUUGCUAGUGGUUUCCUGAGCUUUGUAACAUGCUCACAUGGGGUUCAUAGAAAGGUGUUUUAGAAAUCCAGUGUUAAAUAAAGUCAUACAGUUAACAUUAACCUCAGUGCAGUUAAGAAAAGCACGGUGCAUAUUUUUAUUGGGCUUGUGAGGUUUUACUUUUCUAAUUUUUCCAACUGAUUAAGUAAAUUGUAGGAAAACACAUUGUAGUCAGGGAAGUUAAGAGCACAAAUCCAGUAUUGGAUUUGUCCAGACUUUUUAAUAGUAAGUAAGUGGCUUAACAAUUGAGAUUUUUUCCCUCUGUAUACAUAUGUUUUAGGAAUAGUUUUGCAUAAAUUCAGGAAAUAAAAUCAACUGGUUUACAUUGAAUAUUAGGAUUUAUUAAUCAAAUUUAAUUACAUUUAUUUCAAACCAAAUGUUGUGUACGAAUAUACCAUUUACCAAAUAUUUGCCAUUUUUUUCAUCCUAAAAUUUUCUUGUUACUUUUUGUGGAAACAUCAAAUUUGCUUAAUUAUACCGGCCUUAAAAAUUACAAGCAAUAACCUUUUAGUUGAGGCAGUGUUGGUCCCUUGUUUAAAUUCCUAGGUAUCUAUAGACAUAUAGUGGGAGAAUAAACAAACUAAAAACACUAACCUUUGCAUACACAUAGUAUUGGAGGCCAUCAAGAUGAAUAAUUUCCCCUUAAAUAUGCAAAUGGUUCAGUCUGCACAUAGAUUCAUGAUUUGAUUGCUGUUAAUGUGGGAAACUUAACAGAGUCAUGUCUUUGCUCAAGAAAACCAGAGUAUCACCAAAAAACAAGGAGGAGUUACCAUUCGUUUUUGUAUUGGGUACGCUGCAUAACCAAGAUAAACAAGUAUCUACAUGUUAAGGCAGAGGAGGGAGAAGAGGUGAAUAUGUAAUGAAUGGAAAGUGAUUAUAUCUUCACAAUAUGUUGUAAGGGUUUUCAGAAAUCUGACAUUUGUAAGAAUUACUGUAAUCUUACACUCAUAAUGCACAUGGUCAGCUUUUUUUGUUGUUUAAAUGCUUUUUUCUUCUUCUUUUUUUAUGUGGUUAGCAGUUAUUAAGAAUUUCACAAUGUUUAACUUGGUACACUGACUGCCUCAGCAUUUCUAAUGAGCAUCAUUCAUGAUUCAUUUUACUCAGGCUUUGAGAGUGUCUAUGAGAGUGUGCUUUAUACAAAGUUACAGGUGUAUGAGAGUGGAGAAUAAUGAGUGAAAACUUUUGCUGCAGAUUUGUCUUAUUAAAGAACCAAUAGUUAUAUUAAAGUCUUCUCUGCAUAAUUGUUUACUAAUCUAAAAAGGCUCACAUUUUCUACUGUGGGUCUUUGCCUUCAUUAAGAGUAUACAAAGUAGCAUAGGGCAUUACCUUGUCCUCUGUGCAAUAUAUUUAAGUUACUGUUUGUCUCUACUGUACAUGACACACGACAGAGUAGCACAAACACUAUAACAUGCAUAUUAACAUUUUAUGCCCAUUUAGAUGACAGAUUUUAAAUGAUCAUUUGUUUUUAUUUUUCAUGUGGUUGACUAAUAUUGUUGGCCUCUGCCUUGUAAAUUUAAAAUGCGCCUUUCAAAAACCAGCCUGGUUUUUGCCCUGCCAGGCACCAGAACUACUGAAUGGGAAGGCUAGAUGCUGUCUCUCUUUCCCUGAUGCACAAUGGAGCUAGAGAAAUUUGCACAGGGAAAAAGUGGGUGUUUGACUGCAUGCUGCAUUUUUGAUGUGUCUAAAACUUGAUGCCAGUGAGAAUGAUGUUUGCCUGCCAAAGUAGUACUUUGCUGCAAAUUUUUUCACACGUGUACUAAAUGCAAGGGGUCCUGGGAAAGAAGAGUUUUAGUGCUGGAAAGCGUAGGCGAUGCACCAAGUGAUACUGUACCAUUGUGUGUAGUCAGCAAACACAGCAGCCAAGUAUUAUAAAUGAUCUAUAGCUGGGUGUUGUUUUAAAGAGCAGGGGCUUUACAAUAUAGCAUGCUAUUUCUCCCCUUAUUCUAUAUCAUAUUAUUACACUAGACAGCUUGGCUGCAUGGUACAGCAUUAACUUGUGGCAAAAGGACUUUGUCUUAUGGCUGAAGGACCGAUUCAGCACAGGCUCUUCCUUUUGGAUUGUGUGCGACAUUGCAUUUAAUGUGAGACACAUUUUUUUAGUGUACCUGAGACUUCCUUUUUAUCAGAGUGUAAAAAGAUAUUACAAAAACAUUAGGGGGUGGGGGGAAAAAUGUUUAUUUUUACCACACUGG
Molecule: messenger RNA, 6754 nt
Organism: Silurus meridionalis
Lineage: Eukaryota; Metazoa; Chordata; Actinopteri; Siluriformes; Siluridae
Gene: kcnh5a
Product: potassium voltage-gated channel, subfamily H (eag-related), member 5a
Exons: 12
Coding region: 192-3458 (1088 amino acids)
Biological process (GO): regulation of membrane potential; potassium ion transmembrane transport
Cellular component (GO): membrane
Molecular function (GO): voltage-gated potassium channel activity
Source: RefSeq, a predicted model, not a curated record